CCUGACGGUCAUUGACAUUGUAUGAAAGCCAACAGUGACAGUCUGAGAGGACUGGGCCCUUAAUCUGGCAUCCUCCCAGUAGGAUGCAGGAAAUAGGCUGACCCAACAUACUACAGAGAAUUCAUCCAGUUCCUGCUCCAUCCAGAUUCCACAGGCCUGGAAGAUGGAGUCACGCUUGCUGAUGCUGGGGUUAUUCCCAUUCAUCAUAGUACCCUGCUGUCUGUCAGAGAUGUGUCCACUGGACCCACCAGAGGUCCCCAAUGCCACAUUCAAAGCCCUCUCCUACAAGAAUGGCACCAUCCUAAACUGUGAAUGCAAGAAACAUUUCCGAAGAAGCAAUUCUAUUUAUAUGUCUUGUUCGGGGAACUCCUGGAUCAACCCCUGCCAGUGUACAAGCAACUCCAAUGACAAUGCAAGAAAGGAAGUUACACAUGCACCUGAAGACCAGAAAAAGCAACAGACCACAGUAUCGCAGAAAUCAACACAGUCUGUGCAUCAAGGGAACCUUCCAGGUCACUGUGGGGAGCCCCCUGCGUGGGAACAUGAAGGUGCCAAGAGAAUCUAUCAUUUCGUGGCAGGACAGAGUGUUCACUACGAAUGCAUUCAAGGAUACAAGGCUCUACAGAGACGUCCUGCUGUGAGCAUCUGCAAAACUAUGUGUGGGAAAACAGGGUGGACGCAGCCCCAGCUCACGUGUGUAGAUGAAAAGGAACACCAUCACUUCCCAGCUAGUGAAGAAUCUCCAGAAAGCAGAGAUCCUUCUCCUGAGAGUGAGACUGACUGUCCCAUCACCACCACAGACUUCCCACAACUCACAGAAGCAACUACAGCCAUGGAGACAUUCAUAUUUACAAUGGAGUAUCAGAUAGCAGUGGCCAGCUGCAUCUUCCUGCUCAUCAGCAUCCUUCUUCUGAGUGGACUCACCUGGCAACACAGAUGGAAGAAGAGUAGAAGAACCAUCUAGAAAACUAAGAACAGUCAGAGGCCAAGAGAAGUUAAUGGGAAUUAUGAAGCUCAAGCAAAAUCUAAGAAGUCACUCACUCAACAGGUGCCUUUGGGUGAUCUCUUGGGUUCUACAAAGUUCGGAAGUCACAGGACGUAUCAGCGCAUCGGGAAACUUCAACUCCAUCACUAAAUUGGACUUUGCCAUGGAAGAACAGGAGUUAACCAUUCUCUCUAAAGUCUUUAAGAGGAGAGAGGGCCCAACGGCACUCUAUGUGUUUUGUUUUCAUGUAUAUAUGUUGAUGAGAGCUCGGUGGCUUUAGGUCGAUUUCAUUGUAACCUCCCCGUUUGGAAAGCCUAAGUAAAGCCCAGCACUAAUGUAAAUAUUCCUCCUCCUCUCUCCUCCUCCUCCUCUUCUACGCCCCAACCCACUUUUCUUCUUCCUUUCUGUUUUCACAAGCCAUGUGACUCCUUUCUCAACCUCUGGUUGCCUAACUGGUUCUUCUGAUUUCAUCACUUACCGAUCAGCCUGUAAAACUCCAGGCUGGUAACCAGGACUCCGUACGCUCUUAGCCCAAUCCUAGAUGGAAACCCCCUUUCCACUGAAGCUUCGGUUUUGAAUUCCUAAAGAACAGAACCUGUGGUGGAAUGAUUUUUGGAUAACAUCAAAACAAAGUAGCCAAGGUGUGGGGACCAUGGAGUGUCAAUAUUUGGAAGUCUCUGUCUAGGGACAGUGCCAGAAGGCUAAACUGUAUUCUAGGACAUGAACUAUACUAAUCAAAAGCUUUAUGAACAGGUCACUGUAAGAGCUGGCUUCUUUGAGACUGCUAUCAAUUGUACUCUAGAUUUGAUCUGCACUUACAGGUGAACACAGACAUACACCUGGUAUGUAUCAUGAAAACACUGAAAAGAAGGGAUAGUUUCAAUGUUUACGGGGCCGGGGGGAUGAUAAAGAAGUAAGCAGAAGAUUCUAUACUAAAGAUGAACUAUAGACUGGAUAUCCCAGCCAUCCUCGUGUAACUCCAGCCCCCCAAACUCCCAAUCCAGAGUCACCAGGAAGCCUUGUGAAAACAGAUCGUGGAGGCCAGCCCUAUCUUUGAGUCAGUACAUAUGGAAUUUCGCACACAUCCUGGGUGGAGCCUUUAUGCUGACCUCUAGACCACACUUUGGGAACCACUGGGCUGUUCCUGUGUGUCUCCUCUUCCACUGCUACCAAAAGCAACUGAGUUUUGGUGCCCAAGCUCCCGGGAGCAUUCUCGUUCAACCUCUUGCGUAAGAUUUCCUUUCAAAUGAGUUGAGUCAGAUGGUAGAGUUUAACAGCUCUUUAGAGGAUUCAUAAGAAGCUUAAACUAUAUCAGUUUUCAUUUCUGAAAAGACCAGAAAAUGUUAUGAAAAAAAAAAUCAAAGGUCAGAAGGAAACAUUUUGGAUCUUUUAUGUGAUCAAGUGUGAACCAGACUUUUCCUACCUAUGGUCUCCUCUUUCCAGAAUAUACCUUUAGUGCUGGUGGAGGUGGGGCGGGGGCAAUUAAGUAGAAUCUCAAACCACUAAUUUUAGAAAAAAAAAAAAAAAGAAAAGUUAAAAUCUUAUUAAAGAGCCCUAGGUACUGGUACAUACCUACAAGCCCAGCACUCAGGAGGCUGAGGCAGAAGGAUCACAGUGAGUCUGAGGUCAGCUUGACCUACACAGUAAAACCCUGCCUCACCAUCCACCCUCUCCAUAAAAAGUCUUACUUACGUGAAAUUAAACUUUUAAUAUAUAUAUCUGUACACCACGUGUGUGCCUGGUGCCCAGGGAGGCCUGAAGAAGAUGUUGGCUUUCCCUGGAACACGUGGUGAUGAGCUGCCAUGUAGGUGCUGGGAACUGAAUCCUUCUCCUCUGAAAGAACAGCCAGUGCCCUCAACCACUAAGCCGUCUCUCCAUCCCCAGUAAAUUGAAUUGUACUGUCAUUAUUCAUGAUGGAGAUGGAGUUAGUACAACAAAACUUCUUCUUGAUAAUACUAAGAUGUUGUCUACCUGUUUUUUCUCUCCUUCACAAAUGUGUGGUGGAAUUUUUAAAAAGCUAAAUGUGUGAUGUUGUCAUCACUCUGGUGUUAACAUAUAAUGGAUUUAUCUUGCUUAUAAAAAAUUAAUAAACAAUAUUUUUAAUUU
This is a messenger RNA of Meriones unguiculatus (Mongolian gerbil), 3091 nucleotides long. RefSeq names its product interleukin 2 receptor subunit alpha (gene Il2ra). The record is from RefSeq and is a predicted model, not a curated record. The transcript has 8 exons. Gene Ontology annotation, molecular function: interleukin-2 binding; interleukin-2 receptor activity. Bases 164 to 964 code for a protein of 266 amino acids. Gene Ontology annotation, biological process: inflammatory response. Lineage: Eukaryota; Metazoa; Chordata; Mammalia; Rodentia; Muridae.